Talaromyces atroroseus is the source of this 393-nucleotide messenger RNA. RefSeq lists its product as hypothetical. The record is from RefSeq and is a predicted model, not a curated record. The transcript has 3 exons. Lineage: Eukaryota; Fungi; Ascomycota; Eurotiomycetes; Eurotiales; Trichocomaceae. Bases 1 to 393 code for a protein of 130 amino acids.
AUGGAGAAACCUGAUCUACCAUCCGAAACUGCGAAACGCAUUUCGCAAGUGUAUGGAAAAGCGCCUGGCGGAGUUGCUUAUCAUCACAAGUCCCAGGAGCGAAAAUACUUCGACUCUGGAGAUUUCGCACUUACUGCAACUGGUAAGGCGACUGAUAAUGGCGUUCUAAACACUGGUGAAAUUCAUCCACGCCGCGAAAGUAUUUCACGUCCUCAUGCCUCGGUUCCCAGGAACAGUAAUGUCCAGGAGGACGCCAAUGAGAACCUUCAAGACCGAAAGAGUGAUGAUUUCGUGAUGACGAAAAGCCCUUUACAUCAGCAUACUGAUCAGCAGAGCAAGAAGACCGCGAGUUUCAAGUCUCAGGAAAAUAUCGAACAGAUUCGGACUGAUUGA